Molecule: messenger RNA, 1078 nt
Organism: Pistacia vera
Lineage: Eukaryota; Viridiplantae; Streptophyta; Magnoliopsida; Sapindales; Anacardiaceae
Product: proteasome subunit alpha type-4
Exons: 2
Coding region: 147-899 (250 amino acids)
Biological process (GO): ubiquitin-dependent protein catabolic process
Cellular component (GO): proteasome core complex; cytosol; nucleus
Source: RefSeq, a predicted model, not a curated record
ACAAAAGAUUUUCUUGAGAAAGAAGUCAGUCGAAAACAGAACUUAUAAAGUUAUAAUAGAACUCGGGAAAAGCUUAACUCCGGAAGAGCAUCAACAUUUAACGGGAAGAGAAAGCGUUACAGUUGUUGUUACAGUCAUUACCAAAAAUGUCUCGUAGAUAUGAUAGCCGUACCACAAUUUUUUCCCCUGAAGGCCGUCUCUAUCAGGUUGAGUAUGCAAUGGAGGCCAUUGGAAAUGCCGGUAGUGCGAUCGGCAUAUUAUCAAAAGAUGGAGUUGUCCUAGUUGGUGAGAAGAAGGUUACUUCCAAGCUCCUGCAAACCUCAACUUCCACCGAGAAGAUGUACAAGAUUGAUGACCAUGUUGCUUGUGCUGUUGCUGGAAUAAUGUCUGAUGCCAACAUUCUAAUAAACACUGCAAGGGUCCAAGCCCAACGCUAUACAUAUGCAUACCAAGAGCCAAUGCCUGUAGAGCAGCUAGUUCAAUCUCUUUGCGAUACCAAGCAAGGUUACACACAGUUUGGCGGUCUCCGCCCCUUUGGUGUUUCAUUCCUUUUUGCAGGAUGGGAUAAAAAUUAUGGCUUUCAGCUGUACAUGAGCGACCCUAGUGGAAACUAUGGUGGUUGGAAAGCUGCUUCAAUUGGUGCAAACAACCAGGCUGCACAAUCAAUCCUUAAACAGGACUAUAAGGAUGAUAUCACAAGGGAAGAAGCGGUCCAACUCGCCCUGAAGGUGCUCAGCAAAACCAUGGACAGCACCAGUCUUACUUCGGAUAAGCUUGAAUUGGCUGAGGUUUACCUUACACCUUCAGGCAAUGUGAAAUACCAAGUCUGCUCACCUGAGUCCCUGAGUAAGAAGUUGGUGAAGUUUGGAGUGACCCAACCUCCUGCUGAAUCUUCUUAAGUUAAGUUCUUCUAUGCUUAAUUGUAGCUUAAGUUUCAGAGAAGUUUGGACUAUCUUUGUAUUACUUUAUGCUUAAUCGGAAAAUGAACUUCCCGAACAAUGUGUUUGAUGAUUGGAAUGAUUAAUACUGUCAGGUGUUUAGUGAUUAUGGAUGCAGUUUAUCUUCAUCUUCCUUUUUA